UUAUAAUUUCAUGCACAUGUAGCUCUAUAAGUAACUUGAGCAAGAAAGUCAUAAAAUACUGACUUCGUAAUAGAAACAACAACUGUUUUCAGUUCACCAUUGGAUAGAGCACUAUUCGUAUAGGUCACACCUAAUCAAAAGCUUGAAAAGUGCAACAAUAACAACGACAACAAUAUUUUCCAUACGGUUGUCUUAACUUCUAAACAAACUAUAGAAAUUAGAAAAACCCAUUUUAAAUAUAAAAUACAAAUUAAAAAAAACUGAACUGAACUGGACUGAAACUUGGAAUGACUUAAGUUUACCAGACACGUGCGACUAUUGACGAACCUCCUUGAAAAGUUCAUACCUCAAUCGGAAUCGAAGAAUAAUUUUUAUUUGGUGAAGCGUGAAGAAUUGCAAACAUGCGGCAAAAUUCUAGGCAUACAAACAAGUUCAUGGACAUUACUUAUGAAAUGUAAAUUUUAAUUUGAAUACAUCGUAUUUCAAAAUGUUUAAUCCAAAGUCGGUGGUAUUGCUGCACUUUUUUCUUAUUGGCUUUCAUUUGACGGAAAGUGCAGCAUCUUUUCAAUGUUUAAAAACAAGUGAUGCUCCUUAUGAAACUCAUGAGAGACAAUUGGGCAUCGGUCUGCAGGUUACAAAUAGACCGACACAUCAGUUGAUGACAAGGAUCUUUGAUAUAUUUCUGAGGGAGGUGCUUCACUACAUGCCAGUACGAAUUGUGCCCAUACAUUUGGAGAACGCAACGAAUCCCGAUAAUAUGUGGUAUAUUCUCAAUUAUGUGAGGUUCGUCUAUGAAUUGCGAAAUAUGACUAUGAUCAACUUGGAAGCUUGGGUGCCUUAUAAUUACGAGCGUUUGCCAGACAUGAUUCAAAGCGCAGGUCCUUCUAUAACGCCUGGUCGAUAUGGUUGGUUUGUGCCAAGCUCUCAAGUUCCCGAUACUGCAUCCAAUUAUUACACCAUGCACCACAAGAUCUUUGAAUACAUGAAUAAUACUUAUUACAAUCUCUACACAAUGGAUGAUAAUGUUAUAAAUCUUCUCAAGCAAAGAACCGUCGAGGAAUUUAGGAAUCCGAUUUGUAAUCACCAGAAAUGUGCUAUGUUGAUUGCUGAGUUUCGAAAUGAUUCGUUUUUCAUAGAGAGCACUUUAAGUAAAACCUAUCUAAAUGUCGUUUGGUUGGGAAAACAAUUUAAGCAGACAAUUGAAGAACUUACCGACAUUUAUGCAAAGCAUUAUCCACAUGGAGAAAAGAGAUUUAUGGUUCUCCAUUGGACACCAUCGAUGGUAAUCGAUGCCGAUAUUAAGUUUAAGCAAAUUAUAUUACCACGAUGUGAGGAAUCCAUAGAUCUACAAAAGACGCACUGCAAAUAUGAAUUAACGCCAAUAUUGAAAUACUAUGGCAAGGACUUGAGCGACGAAAGUCGGCUAAUCUAUGCACUGCACUCCUUCUAUAUGACUGAUGCACAUUUAACAUAUUUCCAAAAGGAACUUGGAAUGCGACGGCAUCGAAGCGAAGAUCUUGAGGACAUUUAUAAUGAAAUCGCUUGCAAUUGGAUGCGUGCAAAUGAGCAGACUUACAAUAAUUGGAUCAAACCAGAAGAGAAGCAAAUUCUUGCGAUUGGUGGCAUAUUUCCCAUUAAUGUUACAGAUCGAGGCCAUUCGAAUAUUGAGGAUGCCGCCCAUCGAGCCAUCGAGGCAGUCAACAGAAAUGCAACAAUUUUGCCAGGCUAUAAAUUGGUGCUAAAGACCAACGAUGGUCACUGCAAAUCCGAUUUGGUUAUGCGGGCACUAAUCCACUACUAUAAAAACGAUAAUGUUCUGGGCGUGUUGGGACCAGCAUGCAGUGAAACUGUCGAGCCCAUUGCUGGCAUAUCCAAGCACAUGAAUAUGAUGGUCAUGUCUUAUUCGGCUGAUGGUGCAUCAUUUGUGGAUCGCAAAGCGUAUCCGUAUUUCUUUCGAACAAUUGGUUCAAACACGGAGUAUGUGGAUGCACAUAUGGAAAUAAUGCAGCGAUUGGGCUGGAAUCGUGUCUCAACACUGACCGAAGAUGGCCUGCAGUAUGCGGAUUACAUGUCUCACAUGGAAAGCAAACUCAAACAGAACAACUUCACCUUGGCCUUCAAUCGCAAGUUUCAACCGAAUGUUUCAGCGGAAGAUAUGAAUGAGCAUUUAAGUCACCUCAAGGAAGCACAUUCCCGGAUUAUCAUAGCGGAGCUGCACAAUGGUAAUGCUGCCAUGGCCAUCUGCGAAGCCAUUCAUUUGGAUAUGACGCAAGCCAAGGAUUACAUUUGGUUUCUGCCUGCCUGGAUAUCAAAGGACUUUCGAGUAUGGCAAUCCAAAGUGCAUCAUCGCUGCACAGCCGAGCAACUAAGCAAUGCGAUGGAAGGACAUUUUAGCAUUAGACAUUCGCCAUAUGGCGAACCCGAUGCAUUGAUGCAGGAGAAUAUUACCAUCAAGAGUUGGCAAGAAACUUAUGCGCGCAAUUUCGAUAAGAAUGCCAAUUAUGUAGGAUUUGCCUAUGAUGCUGUCUGGGCUUAUGCCAUUGCUGCCCAUAAAUUAAUAGAGCAAGACACAUUUGCGAUCAAUGAUUUAAGAUCUCUCAAGACAAUUAAUCAACUGACUAAAUUCAUGUGGCAAACGGACUUUAAUGGAUUGUCCGGCCGGGUGACAUUCGGUCACGGCGAAUUUGGAGGAUCACGUAUCAGCGAUCUGGAGAUUUUACAAUGGCGUAAUGGCAGCUAUACGAAAGUAGGCGGCUUCACGCCCAAGUUGGAUGGCAUUGGAGACGAACUGCACAGCGAUGGAGGGUGUUUAUAUUUCAAUGCAAACAAAGCAUUCAAUGGCAAAAUCCCCGAGGAUGGCAGAUAUGAUUGCCGCUUCUCGGGUGUGGCGAGAGCGUUGCGCAUCGAUUGCGAUCUAGCCAAUAUGAUUGUUAGUAUUACCAUCUGUUUGUUGGUCAUUUUUGUGAUGUCCAUGAUCUCAUUUUACUUCUGGAAGCAACGUUACGAUCGCAAAGUCCGACACUCGGCUCAGAUUAUGAAAAUGUUUGGCAUCGAUCUGAUAACGCCAUCGCGCAAUAAACUAAAUACGCUGGACAAGUGGGAAAUCCCCAAGGAGAAUGUGGUGAUCAAUCGACGAUUGGGCGAAGGUGCUUUUGGUACAGUUUAUGGCGGUGAAGCGCAAUUGGGCUCCGGCAAUUGGACUGCAGUGGCCGUGAAGACGCUGAAGUGCGGCGCAUCGACCGAAGAUCGCUUGGACUUUUUGGCUGAGGCGGAGGCAAUGAAGAAAUUCAAUAACAAGAACAUUAUAAAGCUGCUCGGCGUCUGUCUGCAAAAUGAGCCGAUUUAUACCAUCAUGCAGUUUAUGCUAUAUGGCGAUUUAAAGACCUAUUUACUGGCCAGACGCAGCAUGGUCAAUGAGAAGAUAACGGAUGAAUCGGACAUUUCCCCCAAGCGGCUGACAAUGUAUGCGAUGGAUGUGGCUCGAGGACUCGCCUAUUUGGCGGAACAAAAAUACGUGCAUCGGGAUAUUGCCUGCAGGAAUUGUUUGGUCAACUCGCAGCGUGUCAUAAAGAUUGGUGACUUUGGUAUGGCGCGACCUACUUUUGAGAGUGAUUACUAUUGCUACAAUCGGAAGGGGGUAAGGAAACUCUUUCCGGUUCGUUGGAUGCCACCAGAGACGCUAUCGCUGGGUAUUUUUACAUCUGCCUCCGAUAUCUGGUCCUUUGGUGUGGUGCUCUAUGAAGUGAUAACGUUCGGGGCGGUUCCGUAUGCGGAGCUCACUAACAAUCAAGUGCUCGACCAUGUGAGGAACGGCAAUUCGUUGCGAAUUCCCAGUGGCGCAAAGCCGCCUUUGGAGGGUCUGUUGAAGGCGUGCUGGAGUCAGGAGGCGAGCAAACGUCCCACGGCUUUGGAUAUCAUUGAUUACAUAGUCAACUAUCCGAGAAUGUUGACGCCCUGCCUCGAUUGUCCGGGAACGGCAUUGCAAAUGCUCGAAACGGAUAGCGAUGAAAUGGACCUGCUGCCGCCAGGACGUCAAUCGUCGCCUCUCACUCAGGAAUCCAUGCUGGACAGUCUGCCAGAGAUGAAUAGCUCGCACAAUUUACGCCAAUUCAAUUUUCCCAGUUGCGAGAAGCUCAACGAUGUCAAAGUCAAGGAGAAGGCGGUGACGACGACACCCAACACGCCCCUUGAUAGCGCCGAUUCCUUUUCGCCCAUCACACCCGAUGGCUAUAGCAUUAUGUCACCGCUGCUAACGUAUAAGCAACCAAAUCCAUGAGAUAGCCUAGCUAUCACUUUGCUUUCACACUUAGUGUUUACUCUAUUUUUUUUAUCCUAUGCCUUGGUAUACUUUUUGGAAUACAGGCUAAACGUUUAUCCAUACUUUAAGUUUAACGCCACUUAUAUGCAAUCUACACUACAAUAGACUAGACAUAUGUAUGUAUAUAUUUUAGAUUAUAACUUUUUUUUUAUAAAUAU
Drosophila nasuta is the source of this 4476-nucleotide messenger RNA. RefSeq lists its product as uncharacterized. Gene Ontology annotation, biological process: multicellular organism development; positive regulation of kinase activity; protein phosphorylation. NCBI's taxonomy places the organism in Eukaryota, Metazoa, Arthropoda, Insecta, Diptera, Drosophilidae. Gene Ontology annotation, molecular function: ATP binding; transmembrane receptor protein tyrosine kinase activity. The coding region runs from base 488 to 4276 and encodes 1262 amino acids. The transcript is spliced from 8 exons. Gene Ontology annotation, cellular component: signaling receptor complex; plasma membrane. The record is from RefSeq and is a predicted model, not a curated record.